Molecule: messenger RNA, 480 nt
Organism: Paraglomus brasilianum
Lineage: Eukaryota; Fungi; Glomeromycota; Glomeromycetes; Paraglomerales; Paraglomeraceae
Source: the annotation of a GenBank genome assembly
AUGGCAGCAGCCGGUCUUUCAAGAACCUGCAACGGGACACGGACGAUUACUCUAGUACAAACAGAUCUAGAAGAUACCGGACAAGAUUCGGUCAACGCGGAAAGUUCUGCUGGCACACUAAUCCUACGGGGUGGCAAUCUUGCACAAGAGAGAAAAGUAAAAUGGGACGAGAAUGUGAUUGACAAUGAAGGCGCGAACAAAAAAAAAUCAAAAAUUUGCUGCAUAUAUCACAGGCCUCGUGUGUUUGGGGAAUCUUCAGAUGAUUCGGACAGUAGUGGUACUGAUAGCGAAUCAGACCACGACCAUUGUCAUGAUGAUAUGAAACAGCAUCACUGUCAUAAUGGGCAAAGCAAAGGAAAACACGCUAGUCGAUUAGAAAAGCGUCCGAAUGCCUAUGAACGACAACCGCGAUACAAGGAUAGAUCAAAACCACCGGAUCCAUCUAAACAGCAUCCAACUGAUCGUAAUAAAAAUGACUAA